CAGGCACUUUCCUGAUUUCAAUUUCCCUAUCUGUCGUAGUUUUUUUUCUCUCUCUCUCUCUCUCUGUAAAACCCUCUUCUCUCUCUCUCUCUCUACUUUGUGUCGGUGUUAGAUCUCACCCCCUUCACCCACCCCACCAGCUGCUAAAGGGUUCCUUUAGAUCCACAUAUUCGCGAAGACUCAUACACAGAAAGCUUGAUACUGUUUAUAAAUAAAUAGAGAAGAGGGGGGAUUUUUUGUUUGUUUGUUUUUUUUUUCUAAUUAUUAUUGGGGUUUUUUUGUGUAGGGGGUGUAUAUGGUUGGUUUUGUUGUUCUAUGAUUGUUGGUGAGGAAGGAGAAGAAGCGGGUCGUUAUAUGAAGGAUCGUUUCCUCUUUGUCUUUAACAACAAUACGAAGCAGACGAGGUGGGACUGCUCCUUAGCCAUCCGAAGCCGCGGUCGAUGGGGGAAAUGCGGCUGAAUUGUCUUUCGAGCAUUCCUUCAGAAACUCGCUAAGCCAAUUGAAUUUUUUUCGUUGAAUUUGUUCCGGUUAGGGGGUUGCCGUUGAGAUUGUUUCGGUGGGGGUUUUUGAAUUGCUUCGACGCAAUGCAGCCAGAUCACAGGAAGAAAAGUUCAGCAGAAAUGGACUUCUUUUCUGAAUAUGGUGAUGCAAGCAGAUAUAAAAUCCUGGAGGUCAUAGGUAAAGGUAGCUAUGGUGUUGUUUGCUCGGCUAUCGAUACUCAUACAGGUGAAAAAGUGGCAAUAAAGAAAAUACAUGACAUUUUUGAGCAUAUUUCUGAUGCUGCUCGAAUUCUUCGAGAGAUAAAGCUUCUGAGGCUUCUGCGACACCCUGAUAUUGUUGAAAUUAAACACAUUAUGCUUCCACCUUCAAGGAGAGAAUUCAAAGAUAUCUAUGUUGUUUUCGAGCUAAUGGAAUCAGAUCUACAUCAAGUCAUUAAGGCUAAUGAUGACUUGACACGGGAACAUUAUCAAUUUUUCCUAUACCAACUGCUUCGUGCCCUUAAAUAUAUCCACACAGCUAAUGUUUAUCAUCGAGAUUUAAAGCCAAAGAAUAUUCUGGCAAAUGCAAACUGUAAACUCAAAAUAUGCGAUUUUGGAUUGGCUAGGGUUGCGUUCAAUGACAUGCCUACAACGAUAUUUUGGACGGAUUACGUUGCUACAAGAUGGUAUAGAGCUCCAGAAUUGUGUGGCUCAUUUUUCUCAAAGUAUACUCCAGCAAUUGACAUAUGGAGUAUUGGCUGCAUUUUUGCUGAGGUUUUGACGGGGAAGCCACUUUUUCCUGGAAAGAAUGUUGUUCACCAACUUGAUUUGAUAACUGAUCUUCUUGGAACUCCAUCCAUGAAUACCAUUUCUCGGGUGCGGAAUGAAAAGGCUAGAAGAUAUCUUACAAGCAUGAGAAAGAAGCAACCUGUUCCUUUUGCACUGAAAUUUCCAAAUGCUGAUCCUUUGGCGCUUCGGCUCUUGGAGAGGCUCCUUGCUUUUGAUCCAAAGGACCGUCUGACUGCUGAAGAGGCGCUGGCUGAUCCGUAUUUCAAGGGAUUGGCCAAAGUGGAGAGAGAACCAUCCUGCCAACCAAUUUCGAAGAUGGAAUUUGAAUUUGAGAGGCGAAGAGUCACAAAGGAGGAUAUAAGAGAGCUAAUAUUCCGUGAGAUACUAGAGUACCAUCCUCAAUUACUGAAGGAUUACAUCAACGGAACUGAGAGAACUAAUUUUCUAUAUCCUAGUGCCAUUGAUCAGUUCAAAAAGCUGUUUGCUCAUUUGGAAGAAAAUGGUGGUAAAGAUGGAGUGAUUCCACUUGCAAGAAAGCAUGCUUCUCUUCCAAGGUCUACCAUUGUACAUGCCAAUGCUGUACCUUCAACAGAGCAGACAACUUUUGCAAAUGCAAGAGAUCGACAUAAUUAUGAAGAAUCAUGCAGUAGAAACUCGAGAGAUUUUGAUGGACCCCAUAAUAAUCUCUCGAGAACCUUGCAACAACCACAAAGGAUCCAGCAAGCUAAACCAGGCAAAGUUGUUGGUCCAGUUCUGGCCUAUGAGAACGGACAUGCCGUCAAAGAUUCAUAUGAUCCUAGAACUCUGUUCAGAAACACAGUCCCACAGGUUAUUCCCUCGCUCUAUAGUUACCAUAGAAACGGCACAGGAAAGAUGGAUAGGUCAGCAGGUGAGACCAGACGAGACUCAUCAUCCAACACAAAACAAAUACCAAACUGCGGCAUGGCUGCCAAAUUAGCCCCUGAUAUAGCAAUAAACAUCGAUAGCAAUCAGUUUUACAUGACUCGUGCUGCAACGACAAAGUUGGACCAUGUCGAUGACAGAGUCACGAUCGAUACGAAUCUGCUACAAGCAAAAGCUCAAUACGGUGGGCUCGGAGUUGGUGCAGCGGCUGCCACGAAUGUGGUUGCCCACCGGAAGGUAGCUACUAUCCAGUAUGGUAUGGCAAGGAUGUAUUAAUUGAGGGUCUAGACAAACAAAAGCGAGUGGACUGAUUAGUUAAAUGAUAAGCAGGAAGUUGCAUAGAGUUUUUCUCCUUUGAGGGGAGGGUUCAUACAUUGUAACUAUAGGUGGGUGUACAGGGGAAAUGUUGGGGGCACAGUUCCAUCUUCAGAGAGCCCUUAGGCCUCUUUUGUUGAUGGAGUCCUGUGAAUACUUUUUUCUCAUGGGAAAUAAUAAAUAAGGUGCAAGUACAGUUUUACAGAUUGAGAUGUCAAUGUUUGUGGCCAACCGCCUUUCCUAUG
Molecule: messenger RNA, 2731 nt
Organism: Sesamum indicum (sesame)
Lineage: Eukaryota; Viridiplantae; Streptophyta; Magnoliopsida; Lamiales; Pedaliaceae
Product: mitogen-activated protein kinase 20
Biological process (GO): protein phosphorylation
Molecular function (GO): MAP kinase activity; ATP binding
Source: RefSeq, a predicted model, not a curated record